AAGCAGAGGCAUGCGUCCAUAAGAGCAAGCAUCCUCGCUAUCGCACGGAGCAGCAGCGACACCAGAUCUGUGGUUAGGGGGAGAGGAUGCGGAUAGCUGUGACGAACAUUCAGUCACUGAUGCAGCCGCGGUUCUGAUGUGAGGAAGCCAUCCAUGCGCCGCUCUGGUCCUGUAACAGAGGGCUAUCAAGAGUGUCGCUGGACAUUUCAAUGGGUUGUGGAGGCAGCAGGGCUGAUACAAUCGAACCCCGUUACUAUGAGAGUUGGACAAGGGAGACUGAGUCGACAUGGCUUACGAACACCGACACGGAAAUUGGCCAAGCUAUGGCCAGUAAUAACAACAAUCAGCGUGGGAUAUCUGACACCGGCAGCGCAUCAAUUAAACAAUGCACGACAACUUGCUCAGUUAAAGGAGAGGAUGGACGUCCACCUGGGCAGGUGCCCUCUACUGGUGCCCCCAGCAGAGAGAAGAAGAUGGUGAACACAGCCACCCAGUGUGGGAAGCCUCCACUAAAUGCCACAGGCAGUAGUGGAAGCAAAGGCAGACUUGGCCUACUGCACAGAGAGGAGAGUAAACCGAAAGGCAGGAAAUUGUCCUCCAAGGAGGCCGUCGUAUCAAAGAGCGUCCAGCAGAGCUCCUGCCCUGAGGACAACACGUCUGAUGGCAAGUAGGAGGCCGGACGCUGGAUUAUAUCGCCGCUUUCCUGGCCACUGAAACAGAUGAAGGACAGAGUCACCGCUCCUUCCAUUGCCCAGCUGACGUGCACUUGUGCCACCCAACACAUCAUGUAGAGUACAGAUCAGAUGUUUGCUGCACGGGUAGGGCGGGUAGGGAGGGGUUUAAAUGCCUGAACUGCUGGUCCGGUCAAUUGUUACAUUUUCCACUGUCAGAAUCUCCUUCUGUGGGAUCAAGGGACGAUUUGAGAUGUUGAAUUCUGAUAAGCUGUUUGAAAUUGCUGGUUGCUAUUUUGCAUGACAUGGCAGUAUGCGGGGGGUGCACAUUGGGUUAAAUGAUAGGAAGGAAAUGCCUACUGUAAAAUGCUGCAGAGAAAGACAUUGAAAGACGCUCAAGCUCCGCUGUCUUUUACACACAUGCGACGCACAUGCAGUGACUCAAUGUUCCUCAAACCAUUUCACUCUCAGCCUUACCCACUACUUGAAUUUGACUGAAUUAUACAGAUGCCACAUAUAUCCAGUCCUGGUUGCUCUGAGGAAAUCCACUGGCUACUCACUGUAUAGCAGUCCCAUGACAGUGCCUAUGUAUUGCUUAAUAACAUGAUGAGGUGAGUGACUGGAGUUCAGCAGAGUGAGUAAUGUGUGUGUAUGAUAAAGUGCGUAGAGAGACUUACAUGAUCUGAUUUUUGUGUUUAGCAGUGUGUAUGUCAUUGUGUUGCUGUAAAUUAUAAAGAUUAAUGUAAACGGUGAUGCUGUAUUAAAAUACAA
Molecule: messenger RNA, 1442 nt
Organism: Alosa sapidissima (American shad)
Lineage: Eukaryota; Metazoa; Chordata; Actinopteri; Clupeiformes; Clupeidae
Gene: baalca
Product: BAALC binder of MAP3K1 and KLF4 a
Exons: 3
Coding region: 210-671 (153 amino acids)
Cellular component (GO): cytoplasm
Source: RefSeq, a predicted model, not a curated record